AGAGCAGCCUUUAGCCCAUAGGCAUUGGCAGCUGCCAAUCCGACACGAACCAACCUGUCUUCUGACACCCUCCCUCCCUCCUAUUUAUACUCCCCUCUAUUUUAAGCUUCUUCAAUUCUCAUCCCUCCCCUAUAUCUGCCUCCCUCUCCCCCCAGUCUCCACCCCCCACACCAAGAUGGCUGCCACCUUCUCUGACCCAGAGAACCUUGCCCCCGUGCAAUGCUCCUACGCCCCUCUGCCGGAAUUCAGCGACGGCGCCGGCCAACCUGGGCCUACGUCUCCCGGUCGUCGGCUAACCAAGCAAAUAGCUCUAUACGUAUGCAGCGGGUUACUGCUGUUUGGGUUGGUUCAGGCUAUCCUGUACGGGUUGCCGUCCGCCCCUAGUUCUGGCGUAUAUGUGGCGCAGGAGUCUUCGGCGUCGCCGGCUUUGGGGGCCGUUUUGAGGCCGGCUUCGAGAGGGCCGUCGGCCGGCGUGUCGGAGAAGACAUUCCGGUUGAAGUCCGGCUUGCUUAGAGGGUACCCUUGGAGUUCUGACCUGUUGUUUUGGCAGAGGACGGCUUUCCAUUUUCAACCGGAGAAGAAUUGGAUGAACGGGCCUAUGUUCUACAAGGGUUGGUACCACUUCUUCUACCAGUAUAAUCCAGAUGCUGCAGUGUGGGGCAACAUUGUUUGGGGCCAUGCAGUGUCAAAAGACUUGAUAAACUGGAUUCACCUCCCUCUGGCAAUGGUCGCUGAUCAAUGGUAUGAUGUCAACGGUGUCUGGACCGGCUCUGCCACCAUCCUCCCCAAUGGCGAACUUGUAAUGCUAUACACUGGAUCCACUAAUGAGUCAGUGCAGGUACAGAACCUUGCAUACCCUGCAGACCCUAAUGAUCCUCUCCUCAUCAACUGGGUCAAGUACUCAGGCAACCCUAUUCUUGUUCCUCCUCCUGGCAUCGAUGUUAAGGACUUCCGUGACCCAACCACAGCCUGGUACACGCCUGACGGAAAGUGGCGGAUCGCCAUCGGGUCCAAGGUUAAUAAGACUGGCAUUUCUCUGCUCUAUGACACAGAGGACUUCAAGAGCUUUGAGUUUGUAGACGAGGUGCUUCAUGCUGUUAAUGGCACUGGCAUGUGGGAGUGUGUGGACUUCUAUCCAGUUUCAGAGAUAGGUAAAAAGGGCUUGGACACUUCGGUCAACGGACCUGGAGUGAAGUAUGUGCUCAAGGCGAGCCUUGACGAUGACAAGAAUGAUUAUUAUGCACUUGGAACUUACAUACAUGCCAUGAGUAAAUGGACUCCCGAUGAUGCUAAGAAUGAUGUUGGAAUUGGAUUGAGGUACGACUAUGGAAAAUUCUAUGCAUCAAAGACGUUCUAUGAUCAGAACAAGGAGAGGAGAGUGUUGUGGGGUUGGAUUAUGGAAGCUGAUAGUGAAAAUGCAGAUGUGCAGAAAGGAUGGGCAUCACUUCAGGCCAUUCCAAGAACAAUUUUGUUUGACAAAAGGACAGGCGGCAAUAUAAUUCAGUGGCCAGUAGAGGAGAUAAAGAGUUUGAGAACAAGUGUCAAGAAGUUUAACAAGGUUAAGGUUGGACCGGGAUCAGUGAUGCCCCUUGACGUAGGCACAGCCACGCAGCUAGACAUCAUGGCUGAGUUUGAGGUAGACAAGAAGGCCCUGAAGAGGAUAGCAGGUGCUGAUGCGGGCUACAGCUGCAGUGCCAGUGGCGGAGCUGCUCAACGGGGCGCUUUGGGACCAUUUGGUCUUCUGGUUCUCGCUGAUGGAGCCCUUUCUGAGCAGACCCCUGUGUACUUCUAUGUCGCCAAAGGAGCUGACAGCAAUCUCAAGACUUUCUUCUGUGCCGAUGAAUCAAGGUCAUCUAAGGCAACUGAUGUCGAUAAAGGAAUUUAUGGUAGCACAGUUCCAGUUCUAGAAGGCGAAAAGUUGUCUGUGAGGAUACUGGUUGAUCAUUCAAUUCUUGAAAGCUUUGCUCAAGGUGGUAGGACAUGCAUUACAUCUCGAGUGUAUCCAACAAGGGCAAUCCAUGGAGCGGCUCGCCUCUUCUUGUUCAACAAUGCUACUGAGGCCCACGUUACUGCCUCAUUGAAGAUUUGGCAAAUGAAUUCUGCAACAACGCAGUCCAACACCCAUGUGAUGUAAAAAAUUCCCAUUCAACAUCUGCCACAUUUGUGUCAAUCCCCAAAUGGGGAUUCCCCAUUUGCUGCCCAUUUUGUAUCAAAAUGCAAAUAUCCUAAUCAUUCUUUGGCCUUA
This is a messenger RNA of Malania oleifera, 2245 nucleotides long. Its product is annotated as acid beta-fructofuranosidase 2, vacuolar-like. The transcript has 6 exons. Bases 176 to 2134 code for a protein of 652 amino acids. The record is from RefSeq and is a predicted model, not a curated record. Gene Ontology annotation, biological process: carbohydrate metabolic process. Lineage: Eukaryota; Viridiplantae; Streptophyta; Magnoliopsida; Santalales; Ximeniaceae. Gene Ontology annotation, molecular function: beta-fructofuranosidase activity.